AACGGAAGCACUGCACGGAGAGAUCGAAGGAGGAUUUAGAUAGCAAUCUUUUUUGUAAAUUUUCCUAUUGGCGGGACAAUAAUUUUUACAUAUCGGAUAUGCUGUUUUGUUGACGAAGAUACUCCUAAUUCAUUUUUAUAACUGAUAGACAUGACAGCAAGAUGCCAGUGACAAAAUUCCACCCUUACCAUGGACAAAACAUUCGUCUUCUCCAUGACAACAUGGUGGCCUAUAGAGAGACCAGUUUUGCACAUGCCCUGACCUUCAGUGAGAAAGCUCUAAAGCCUGGAGAAAUAUUUCUUGUUGAAAUAGAAAAAAAUGAGUUAGGAUGGAGCGGACAUAUGAGGAUAGGUCUAACACAAUUUGACCCUAGUUGCAAAUUUGAACUACCACAAUAUGCACUACCAGAUCUUCAAAAUAUGGGAAAAUCAUGGAUUUUUGCCGUAACAAAGUCACAUAAUAAAGUGGUUUACUCCGAGGCUGGAGACUCUGACAGUUUGGAUAGGGAGAUUCACCAGUCGGUGUUGGGGGAUGCUGAGGUGAUACACACACCCCAAGGCUCCUUCAGUAGGAGUCUACUACUCCCUCUCCGUAAACUUCUUUCUAAUAAUUACGACACUUCCGUUAGUACAUCUUCCUCAGAAAGUGCUCUUCCAACAGACAUUGGUAGUAGGAUUGGAAUCAUGUAUCGUGUGGUGGGAGAGACUGCAGAAAUGAGGUUUAUCAUUAAUGGUGAAGAUCAGGGACCAUGUGCGAGAAAUAUUCCCCACCAGGGGGGACCACUUUAUGCAGUAGUAGACGUCUAUGGUACCACAAAACAAGUGAGGAUAAUACAGCUGUAUUGUGUGUCCUCACUUCAAAAUGCGUGCAGAGACCGAAUUCUCCAGUUGACUAAGGAAGAAGACGUUACAAAUCUACCAUUGCCAAUGAAACUGAAACAAUUUCUGCGAUAUGAACUAUAGCACUACAUUUGUACCUUAUACUACAUCUGUCUGUAACAGAUUGUUGUGUGAUAUUAUAAAUUAUAUUUAUGUACAUGUACAGCAUUGCGAUAAGUUGCCUUGAAUUUCGAUAGUCCUAGGUACGGUAUUAAUUAUCAGAGAAAAAUAUCUUAAUGACCUUCU
This is a messenger RNA of Pecten maximus, 1124 nucleotides long. Its product is annotated as neuralized-like protein 2. The coding region runs from base 162 to 962 and encodes 266 amino acids. The transcript has 3 exons. Gene Ontology annotation, molecular function: ubiquitin protein ligase activity. Lineage: Eukaryota; Metazoa; Mollusca; Bivalvia; Pectinida; Pectinidae. Gene Ontology annotation, biological process: intracellular signal transduction. The record is from RefSeq and is a predicted model, not a curated record.